This is a messenger RNA of Rosa chinensis, 1473 nucleotides long. RefSeq lists its product as uncharacterized. The transcript has a single exon. Bases 1 to 1473 code for a protein of 490 amino acids. Gene Ontology annotation, molecular function: nucleic acid binding; zinc ion binding. NCBI's taxonomy places the organism in Eukaryota, Viridiplantae, Streptophyta, Magnoliopsida, Rosales, Rosaceae. The record is from RefSeq and is a predicted model, not a curated record.
AUGGGAGGAGACGAAGUUCUGAAAUUGGAAGAUGAAAAGAAGGGUUCCGCUUCACAGAAGGUUUCUGAACCAUGGGAGAAAUCAAAUCAUCCUCUUUACCUCCACCAUUCGGAUCAACCCGGAGCUGUCCUUGUGUCGCAGCCAUUGGUGGAAGACAACUACACAAAUUGGGUCCAGUCCAUGAGUAUGGCACUCACAAUCAAAAACAAGAAAGGUCUUGUUGAUGGCACUCUCAAGAGGCCGACACACAACCCUGAAGAACAACAGCAAUGGGAUCGAUGUGACACACUUGUUAAGACUUGGCUACUGGGAGCUAUGUUGAAGGAGAUAUCAGGAAGUGUGAUUCAUUGUAAAAAUGCAAGAGGUAUGUGGCUUGAACUACAGGAAAGGUUUUCUCAUACUAAUACUGUUCAAUUAUUUCACAUAGAAAAUGCUAUACAUGAUUGUGAACAAGGCACUACCUCAGUCACCUCGUUCUUCACCAAGCUGAAAGGGUUGUGGGAUGAGAAAGACUCACUUUGUGGCUUUCCUGCCUGCACUUAUGAUACUGCCACCGAAGUGAAGAGUUACAUGGAGACACAGAAAACAAUGAAAUUCCUUAUGGGUCUUAACGAAAGCUACGCUACUGUCCGCAGCAACAUAAUCGGUCUGGAUCCGCUUCCCACUGUGAACAAGGCCUAUGCUAUGGCCCUGAGGCAUGAGAAACAAGCAGAGGCUUCCAAUAGCAAAGCAGUUGCACCAGCUGAGGCGUCUGUAUUCUCUGUUAAGAAAUUUGGCCGAGCUCCUAAUCAUGCUGAUAGUGAUGUGAAAUGCGAGAAGUGUGGUAUGACAAACCAUAACACUAAAAAUUGCAGGGCACAUCUAAAGUGUACCUAUUGCGGUUGGAAAGGCCACACUUAUGAAUACUGUCGAAGAAGGAAGAACUCCAUGGAGGGUAGUCAAGGGCGUGCAAGAGUUAAUCAUGCAGCCUCAUCAAAUGAAGAAGUCAACAAUUUCCCAUUAUCACAAAAUGAGUGCCAACAGAUGCUGGGUCUACUAAACAAAAUCAAGACUACAACAGGAGCUCCAAGUGACAACAAUCAAUUGCUGGAAAUGUUGAAUACAAGCAAGCAGACCUCAGCCAAUUUAGUUGGUAAUCUUCCUAACUAUGAAGAGCUCUCAGGUAAAGUGUAUGCACUCUCAAGAUGUGGUAAAGAAACAACAUGGAUCUUAGACAGUGGUGCUAGUGAUCAUAUAGUCUGUGAUUCUGCUUCCCUUACAUCUUCCAAACUCGUGUAUAAUCGUUUUGUGAAAUUGCCUGAUGGAACUUCAUUACAAGUUUCUCAUAUUGGAACUGUGAUAUUUACCCCAGACUUUGUCCUUCACAAUGUUCUUUGUGUCCCAUUGUUUUAUCUUAACCUAAUUUCUAUCAGCAAACUUGCCUUUGACUCAUUUUACAUAACUAUCUUUCUCAAACAAGUUUGUUUUAUAUAG